GCCGCGCCGUCAGCUGCAGAGUUGGUGUCGCAGCACACCUCAUUUGCUGAUGUUUCGAGGAGCGAAGAAGACGUGUUUCCGGUCAAACAGGAAGUGGCGAGUGACAAGGACAAUAGCGGCGAGCUGCUUCUGGAUGAGGACGCGAGUUCUUGCUUGGAUCAAGAUGGAGAGCGAACCCAGUUACAUUUCCAGUCAGGUUCUUCUGUCCCUGACGGAGAAACACUUCUUGAAGAUCACGCCGGCUCACUGGGCACUGCUGGCGGCGGGGGUGCGCGACCCGGCCAUAGACAUGAUCCUGGCCGACAUGUGCGGCGAGAUCGUCCAGACGGUGGCCACCGAGGUCCUGCGUCUGGUGGUGCCGGUCCUGGUCGAGCACCUGGAGGGGCGGGCGUCCCCCGAUGAGAUGAGCAGCGCCAUCGAGAGGUGCACGCCGCAACUGGGCGACAGCAUCAUGACCACCUUCGCCGCGGCGGCCGACGUGCCCGAGGUGGAGUUUGUGGGCGCCAAGCGCUUCACGGCUCUCAUCGAGAAGGAAGCCAACGUCCGCAUGAACUCGGUUUUGAGUUCGGCCCUCAGUAGCAGCGAGGGCCAAUCGGAGCCGCUGCUUUACGUCAACGCGACCAUGUCCAGCGUCAACACGCUCUACGAGAUGGUGUGCCACGCUCACAAAUGCUUGUCUUACUUGAGCAAGAUGACGCAGCGCUUCUACAGGAUGAGCGGCCUGACGCCCGUGGACGUGGAAGCCGCCACCCGCUCCGUGGCCGCCAUCUUGCUCAAGUGGGCCAAGGAGGGCCGCGAGGAGCCCGACGAGGAAUUGGCGCGGCGCUCCGAAGACGCCCAAACCACCGCCGAGGACAUCAUCCAGACCAUGGUCCAGUUGCAACAACGCGCCGAGCGGGCGGCGAGCGGCGUCUUUGCCAAGCCCUGCAUCGACAUGAGUGCGAUUUUGGCCAAGGUCAAACGCUUUUUCUCAUCGCGCCCCAAAUCCUCCACCUGCACCGACGAGCUGGCCGUCAGGACCUCACUCAACACGGUCGGACGCUCUCGCUUCCAGAAGAUGAUGGCGGGCCUCAAAAGCCUCUUCAAAAAGACUCAGCCGCCCUUUGUGGUCAACCUUCCGACGGGACGCUCCGGACAGUCCACGCGCCGCCGAGCCACCGGGACCAGAAGCAGCCAGAAGUCCCGGCCGUCGUCGCAGCCUCUGUCGGAGGACGAGCUGAGCAGCAAGUUCGACAGCUUGACGUCCAACCUCAUGGAUUGGGAGCUGGAGACGUGCACGGAGGAAGAGCGCCGGCAGCUGACCGACACGGUGUACGAACACCUGAUGGCCACGCAGGACGACGAGUCGAUGUCGGUCCGGCAGCACGCCUACUGCAACGUCCUGUACGCCAUCACCGACGACACCAUCAAAAAGUACAUGCAGCAGCUGCACCUGUGGCUCAAGGUGCUGCGCGUCAACGCCAAGAGCCGCGUGGAGGUGUCGGGGGCCCUCAAUGAAAUCGACACGUUCAUCUCCGACCUGAGUCAAAGCCAGCCGGAGGCGCCCAGCCUGGAGGACGGCUCCAGCUCGGGGGGAGUGGCGCCGUCGUCCACCACCCGCACCACCGCCAGCGCGCCGGCGGCGGCAUCGCGCGGCGGCGUCGCGAGCCCACCGGUGGCGUUGCCGUCGCCCACCAGCAGCGUUCACCAAGCGCACGUGAGGAGUCUGGUGAGCGCUCUGAUCGUCACCCUGGUCAUGCGCCUGUCGUGGAGGUGCAGAUCUUGUACCAAGAUUACCGCCAUCUUGCCUGUCAUCAAGCGUUUGUCAGAGAGGGCGGUGGAGGAGAUAAGCCCCAAAAUGGCCGCCGCCCUCGCCGACAUGGACACCUACGAUGCCGUGAUCCAAGCCGUGGCAAGAGAACUGUCCAAGGAGUUUGAUUCUUCUGAAGCGCCAUUGCUGGUCCAAAACCCGGGUUUUGACGAUGCUGUUUUUAGGCAUCUUAAGGUCCAGAUCCAUCUUCUCAGCAGCGGUGCGCCCCUAAGCUCCAACAACUUUCUCUCCACCAUGACCAGAGUUCUCACGAGACCAUUUCUGAGCCUGUUCCGCCCGGCGACACAUCCUCUAGCCAACUACAAUUGAACAGGACGCUGAACUGGAUUCCCGCCGCGGCGCUCCGACAACAACUUGAAUAUCAAUGUCCACCAUUUCCACCUAAAAUAAAAUAAUAACGUUUGGUGUGUUUUUUUUUUUAAUUUCAAUAUUUGAUUCUUUCAAACCGCCACUUUGUACACCCUAUCAAUCAAAAGUAUUGUGAAAAAAUGACACCGAAUCUAGCGUCAGCCCACCUGGUUGCAGAUUUUAAGAGGACCGGUCUUCUGUUAUGGAAGAUAAGAUGUCCAAAAAAACUUGCUGUUUAUGAAGUGCAAAAGAAUUACACUUCAUAACCACCAUAAAAUGACACCAAAGCCUCAACUUUUUGAAAUGUAGUGCUUUUUUGGGGGCGGCCAUUUUGUGGCAACACACUUCCAUGCAAUUGUAAACAUUUGGAUUUUUCAAGAAGAAAAUAAACCAGUGACUAAAGGGUUUUGCUAAUAAUUGGCUGGGGAAUGGCUUGCAUCUCGAUUCAACUGCGCUAUUUAAUGCAAAUGACGUUCAUCCGUUCAUUUUUGGAACUCAAAUUAGAUGUACAUUACGAUUUUAGAAAAUAGCGCUUCAUUGUCAUCGAUAGAAAAGCAUAAGACUCAAAACUAAUUACUGCUUUUAUGACGUGCACAAGCAUGGCGUCUUUGACACCCGAGAAUUGUUCUUUGCUCGUUCCAAGUGUUUUCGAAACGAAGGGAAGCUUGAGGCAUCGUGGGUGUAGUUACUCGAGCCACCGCUAGGGUUACCACAUGUGACGUUAUCGCUGAAUGAAAAUUGUAUACUUUUAUCUUAUGGACAGUAAAAACAACGACAGCGCGACUAAAGCUCGGUGUUUAUAACACGCCGUACAGAAGGGCUUUUUUCGUGUCGGGCAUAUUGCAAUGUAGGCAGAGUAAGUACAUAUUACACUAGUGGCGUUUUUUGACGGCUCAAUUCAUCAUCACCCUUAGGUGUAGUGGCAUGGAAAUGACUCCUCACCUCUCGUCUGCGCCGGUUCUCGAAUGCAGGACGACGACCGGGGUUCUUACUGCUGCUGGGGAGUUGAAGUAGCGUUUGCCAAAUGAAAAAUCGUAGGCAGGGGAGUUGGUUUCAUCUUGGGACGAAUUCCAUUCGUGUACUUGAUGCUCUCUGCUAAAUGCUUGCUGAAGCACCCCGGUUCAAAAUGAUCAGCACAGAGAUUUGAAAUACUUGCGUGGCGACUGCAGUCGACCAGGCUUUCCUCCCUGCCGAUUGACUUUCCGAGCCACUGAUGAGGUGUUUACUUUAUUCCUUGUAAAGCAUAAGAAGCUUUUACCCGUCCCUUGACCAUUCGUGCAGCCACCUGCCGCGCAAAGAAUGAAUCAGUAUUUAAGUGCUUAAGGCACGUGGAGAGCAAGCGAACGAGAAAAGCACACAACCGCUUGCCACAGUAGCCAUUAAAUAGUUUGACUUGUGUGACGUCACAUCGCCGGAAAUACCUGAAGACGAGAGGACGCGAGAUUCAAAUGGCAGACAUUUUGAAUUGUAUUGAGUGAUUUUAACUGCUGUCUACCAACGAUCUAAUCAUUUUUAAUGACAGUUAUGCAUUAUAAAGGGGUUGUAGAGGUCUCAAGAAAAAUUAAGAUAUUUGGUCUCUGAGCUUUAAACGAGCGUUAGGGUUGCAAAGUAGAGAUUUAAAUUAGCGCGAGGGUUUCAAAGAAGGAUUUAAAUUAGGUUUAAGGAUGCAAAAUAAGGUUUUAGACUAGGGUUAGGGUUCAAAUUAGGAUUUCAAAAGCGUGGCAGCCAUGUUGUGGGGGGCAGUGACGUUUGGAUCAAAGGCAAUGGAUGGCCAAGUGAAAUGACGUCUUACCUUCCUCUUUUCUCUCCCCAAUAUUCACGAAUUUCCAUUUUUGUCAAUGUCAAAGUGUCUGCUAUGAAUACAGAACAUUGGGGAGGGAUGCAGGUGUUUUUUUUGGAGGGGUUGGGAGGGUGGUUGCGCCUAUAAAAUGUUGUUUCCCAUUCCUCUUGUUGUAAUUGUCCACCUUUGCGUGCAUCACGCCAUCCAGCCAUUCUUGUUCUUGGCCGUUUUCUUGCCAUUCACACAUGUGGAAUACGCCGACGACUUGGCCACUCCUAGCUUGGCAUUGCCGAAGGCAAUUUUUAAACAUGCCUAAUCAUAAAUAUCUCCCGUGUAAUUUCCAUUAUUUUUCAUGACCGUACAAAUUCAGAUAAAGACAAACAAUGGAUGAGUUGCUAGUCAGUGGUGGGGCGGGCACCAUAAAAAGACGACGACAGUCUGAGUCUUUCAACAACUUUUAAUGUCUGUCGUCUAAGUAAGAAAUUAACCACAAUGUGAAGUGCAAAAUAAGCAUGUGUCAUGUCGGUUACAUGUGACAUUGUGAAUAUAAUAAUUUGAUUGGCUGACAUAAAUACAUAAAUAAUUAUUCAUAAGUGCAUCCUGAAUAGCAAGGACUGUAACAAGAUAAUGCCGAUACAUCUGGCGACCCAACGAGGACCUAGAAAUAUUUCAUUCAAUAAAAACACCACAUUUGGCCCUUUUUGCUCCACACAAUCAAAUAUGCAAAUGAGCCCUUAAUUGAGCAAGACAUUACCAAUGUCAAAGAGAGAUGUCACCAAGUUGGGUUAGUGCUUGGAAAAUCUAUUUCUUGUGUGACAAAAAAAACAAAACAAGACAAAAACAAC
Molecule: messenger RNA, 4783 nt
Organism: Hippocampus zosterae (dwarf seahorse)
Lineage: Eukaryota; Metazoa; Chordata; Actinopteri; Syngnathiformes; Syngnathidae
Exons: 4
Coding region: 50-2119 (689 amino acids)
Source: RefSeq, a predicted model, not a curated record